ACCCGGCUGCCAUUGGCGUGUUUCGUCAGAGGGCCGAUUAUAGCUUGUCGCGGUAAGGCGAGCAAGCAAGCUAUCUCGCAACACACAGAACACACCAUGUCUAAACCAUUAAAACAGCUCCCCGGCGAAGAAGAAGAGGAGGAAGAGGACUUUGAGGUUGAGACGGAGCAACUGCAACUGAGCGCCGACGACCCAUUACGCAAUUACCUCCCCUCUUCGUUUGGACGACAGGACACGGCACGCGACUUCGAUGACAUCUACUCGAAAGCGCGCCGAAUACCACUACCGCCACCCAAAGCGCCCAAGGACAAAGCCGACGAUUCGGACGAUGACUCGGACGACGAUGACUCGGACUCGGACGACGAUGAGUUUCCAGUCUCGCAUUCGCUCGAGCUCAAAGCCCACAGCAAGGCCGUCUCCAGCAUCUCACUAGACCCAUCCGGCAGUCGCAUUGCCACAGCUUCCCACGAUUGCUCACUGAAGCUCUAUGACUUCAGCUCGAUGUCCAUGGACCACCUGCACGCAUUCCGUACCAUCGAGCCGACCGGUGGAUCGCACCAUGUUCACGCGGCGAAAUUCUCGCAGCUCGACUCGGGACAGAGUAUCCUUAUCUGUCCUGCCGCUCCGCAGGCGAAGAUCUACACGCGCGACGGACACGAGAGCGUCGAGUUCGUCAAGGGCGAUAUGUAUCUGAGAGAUAUGCACAAUACGAAGGGACAUGUGGCUGAGAUCACGGCGGGAAUGUGGCAUCCAACGGAUAUCAAUGUCUGCGCUACAGCGUCGGCGGAUAGCACCAUCCGCAUGUGGGACGUCAAUCACAAGCGCCAUCAUAAGGAGAUCAUGGUACACAAGAGCAAGUCGAAGGGCGGCCGGAGCAGGAUGUGUUGUCUGGCGUGGGCGGCGCCGCAGGAAGGCGCAAAGAGCAUGCUGGCGAGUGUAGCGCUCGACGGAUCACUGGUGAUCUACCCGGGGAACGGCCCGUUCUCUCGACCAGCUAUGGAGGUCCGCGGCGCACACCAGGCGGAAACCUGGACCGGCGGGAUCGCCUUCUCCGGCGACGGGCGAUUACUCGCCACACGAGGCCAGGACCAGACCGUCAAGCUGUGGGACACGCGCAAGCUGAAGACGCCGCUCGCAACGCGCACUGCCUUCCCGACGCCGCACCAUCCCGAAACCGCGCUGAUCUUCUCCAACAACAAUACCUCGCUCCUAACCGGCGAUGCCUCUGGCAACCUGCACGUGCUGUCAGCCGCAACCCUGACCUCGAGCGAAACCCACGCCAUCUCCGCCUCGCCCAUCGUCUCGCUCACGCACCACACGCGGCUGAACCAGCUCCUGCUCGGCACCGCCGGUGGGAGCGUCCACAUCCUCUUCUCGCCGACGGCGUCGACCAAGGGCGCCAAGACCGUCCUCGAGGCUCCCCUGCGGAAACGGCACAUCGACGACGACGCCUCGCUGACCACCGACGCCGCCGCCAUCUCCGGCGACGCCAUCAUGGUCCCCUCACAGCCGAAAUCGAAGCGCAGCGCUAAUGAUGCUCGCCGCCCGGCGAUGCCUGCUAUCACCCCUUGGGGCAAGAGUCAGCCAGAUCAGGAACAUAUUCGCAACAGCAUCAUGUUGAGCUCGAUGCGCGAUGAGGACCCCCGUGAGGCGCUGCUGAAGUACGCGGAUAAGGCGGAGAAGGAUCCUAUGUUCACUGGUGCGUGGAAGAAGAAUCAGCCGACGACUAUUUAUGCCGAGCCUGAGGAGGAGGAGGAAGAGGAGGAGCCGGAUAAGAAGAAGAAACGGAGGUGGUGAGAGACUGGUUUGGUUGGCCGAUAGACUGAAGAUUGUGAAGAUUGAUGGCACAUGUGAUAGCAUUGAGCGGCUCACUGUAAUGAUACGAAUUGUACUCCAUAGAAAUAAAAAUAG
Messenger RNA from Tricharina praecox, 1911 nucleotides. RefSeq names its product WD40-repeat-containing domain protein. The record is from RefSeq and is a predicted model, not a curated record. Gene Ontology annotation, molecular function: protein binding. Gene Ontology annotation, cellular component: site of double-strand break; nucleus. Gene Ontology annotation, biological process: regulation of DNA double-strand break processing. NCBI's taxonomy places the organism in Eukaryota, Fungi, Ascomycota, Pezizomycetes, Pezizales, Pyronemataceae. The transcript has a single exon. Bases 97 to 1797 code for a protein of 566 amino acids.